CCUACGACUACGUACUCGGUAGUACCCAAGGCAGGCAGUCCAGCCCAACCUCUGCACCAAAGGCACCUUAGGUUCACUACGGAUACCUCACCGUAAUAGUUAGGUACAACAGAGUCACAGACCGCACCUCAGUAUUUGUACCUGUAACACGGUGCGGUAAGGUACCGAUUACUCUCAUCUCACCGGCACAUCCACUCAAAAACCCGCUCGGAAAUCGGUCACUGGUUGGUACGGAUACCUUGCCUACCCGCUACAAGACUACCUCCGAAAUUCACAUCUGUCCGGCUGACCAUCAAGUACCUCACUUUGUAGCGCUUGCCCCAAGGUUCCCUUUUUCGUCGCCCUGGUCACCUCUUGCUCCCCGUCCUCACUGCGUCCCCGUUAGGUCUGCCUCUCCGCAGCGGUGCACCUGAGGUACGAAGUACACACAUCCAUAGGAGACGACUCAUCCCAUUUUACAAUAACCACCCCAUCGCCGCCGCCAUUCUCCCGUUCUCCGUCUUCUAUCCUCUCCCUCGCGACUCAAAAAGCUCCCAACAAGGAAACAACUUUCAUGCGUCAGGCUGAUCGUGCCGUGACCUGGAUCGCGAUUUCGACUCACCACCAACUCUCGUCCCUCCCUCGACACAGAGCUGGACGCUAUUGAACCGGUACCUUGCAUCCGAACCGUACAAGUAAACACACAUAGGUACUCAACUACACACACUCACCUACGAAUACAACACCCGCCCCGGUGGAGCACUUGUUCCUGAUUCACCCAAGGAACGGACGACUCUACGCCACCAAACCAAAUUACCAGACCACAACCAUUGCGCGAAUCUUUACAUCUCGACAUUCUCCCCAGGGCGGAUUUCCGACGAAUCGAUUGCCAGGUAAAUUCCAAUUCGUUCGCUCUUUGGCAUACCUCGCUGUGGAAUUCACCAUACCCCAAGAAUUUCCCGCGGCCGAGGUAUCCCCAAGACCAAGGCACAAAGAGGCGCUCGCCCUGAGAGAGAGCAAUUGCGCUAAUAAGCCAUCCAACAGCUUUUGCGUCAUCCCUCCUGCACGCACGCUGCAACUGCGCAUCGCUCACUCCCUGCCGGCAAGCCCCCCCAAGACAUCCAUCCCACCACCAGUGUCGAUGCUCCUUACCUGGGUCUCAACCCCCAGCUGCCUCCUUCUUUCUCAAGAGUCUUAAUCAUGUUCGCCUCCGACUCUUUCCUGCCAUCGGCCUUUACCGACCACGAUCCCAAUAUGCCGCCCUCUGCCGUCAUCUCUCCGUUGUCACUCAAUCGAAUGGCGAGCUCCUGUUAUUUCGACAAUAGAUCGACGACAACGACGAGUGCCACGGGCAACUCCAUUUACUCUCCACAAUCAUCCGGCGCUGUGCGCUAUCCGCCGCAAACGCAAAGCCUUCUUUCACCCCAUUUACACCCCAACGGCGUCAACGGCACAAAGAGCUAUAGAGAGACGAUUUCGAACGACCAAGUACCAAGAGUCGUCUCGCCGAGUCAUUUCGAACAAUUCAACGGCCACAACCCCUCCACGUUUUCGUUGACGGCCAGAGUCUCUCCGAACGGAAUGCCUCACCCACGAUCAGUAUCUGCCGAUGCAGCCUCGGCUCCUGCGUCUGCACAGAUUAUUAGACGCCUCGCUCAGCAGAAUGCGCGGAUUCGGGAGGCCUGGGAAGCCGAGCGCAAGUACAUGGAAGCCAACCGCGAACGUGUCGAGGAAGUAUACAAGGAGGAGCGGAUGAUUAUGGAAGACGAACGUCUUGCAUGGGAAGCCGAAAAGAACGACCUGACGGAGCAGAUCCGCCGCCUCAAAGAGCAAGUUGCAGCGAUCGACAAUGACAAGAUUCGGCUGCAAGGUGCGCUCCAAAGAGCCGAGCUAGAGAAGGCGGGCAAAGUCGCCGGCGUCACUGUUGCAAUUCCAGGAACAGGAACGCGAGGUGGGGCCGACGGCUCCACUGAACUUUCUUUCCCAGGAUUCUCCUCGCAACCCAAUGACGCGCGGUUCGGCCUCUCGAACGGCACUGCACAGCGGAGGCCGACUAAUGGCUCUUCCUCAGCCUCCGUCUCGCCAGCCCAGAUUAGAUCUCACUUUAUUAGUCCUGGUAGUUCCCGGAUUUCUCCUUCCAGGCAACCAGAGUCUUCGCCAUUCAUCCCACUCAACCCCAACAUGCAACCCACUACCGCAGAUCCCGUCGACUUCCUCAGCUCUCCCAAGGACGAGGAGCCUGUUCCCAUUGUCGACAUUCAAAUUAUCAACCCUCAGCUUGAGGGCGUCCCCCUCAAGGCACCCGCCAUUCAAAAGAGCACAUUCAUCGACUCCGGCAUGACCCCUCCGGAGAACUCAAAGAACUCCUCCAGAGCCGUUUCUCCGCCUGGAGAGUCCGGCAAGUCCAGGCGAAGCCCUACUCAGGAACACACCCUCGAGGUGCUCGCCGCUCCCGAGCCUGCCAGACUCGUCAUGCACGCUGGCCACACGCCGAGCCAUUCCCUCUCCGUUCUGGGAACAGCUCCUGGCACAGAAGUUGCGACAGUCGCUGACGGUAGUGGAGGCUCUACACCGACUUUGGCACCGACAGACAUGAGCUCGAACCCGGCAACGCUGUAUGAUGUCAGGGCCAGAGCAGACUCAUCCGAUCUUCAGGAUGACGAUUACCGCGGUACCGAUGAGCCCCUCCCCACGUUGGAGGCGGCAGACGACGUUGCCCUGAAGGGCCCCUUGAUGGUUCGCAACAUCCCUGCUCAUGACGAAAUCUUCUUCAAGCGGUUGUCCGAAAAGCUUGAAGACGUGAGCAGCGGCGCCGAUGCCGUUCCCACUUGCAUGAAGGCGCCGACUCCGGAACUCGUCGAAGAGCCUUCGGAGGCGAAAGAGAAUCUCUACGUAGCAAAGGCGGACACAGAUGCCGCCAGCGACAAGGGUUCGACCAGCGACAGAGCUUCUUCCUCGGAUAGAGACGACGUCUCCGAAUCGCAGAGCAAGCUCGAGGAUAUUGACAUUCCCCUCAAGCUCAAGCAGAGCACCAACUUUGGAGCUCCGUUGGGCGCCAUGUUCUAAACGUCGCAGAACCAACUCACGACUACUUUAUUUCGCAGGAGCCAGUUCUCCUCAUCACUACAGCCGAAACCCGCGCAUAGACUUUUCAUAAUCUCCGAUCCCAUUCAGCACAUACGAUCCGCCUCUCUGUACAAAGUUGUGGACUUUCUACACUCACUUGGCUUUGGCUUUUCACAAUAAACCAGCCCCCUUCACCUCUUUUCCUAUGUAUAUUCCCACACGGUGGGCGGCUUGCUUUUCAAUUCCCCGGCGAUAGACAGGAUGACUGGAAGGGUUCCCUCGAUGCUCCACGGAGCCGCAUCACUCGAUUUUUCUCAUGGAACGGAUUUCACGGUGUUUACAGAAAAAUGCACAAUACCCCCCGGAGGAUUGGAAUUCCUUCUCACGAAUUGGCUUGGUUGUUUUUUUCAAUGGAUACGGUGUCGAUGGAGGCGCAGACGCCUAGGUAGGGGUGGAAGAAGACAGAUGACGCGACAGACGUCGUGGAUGGGAGGCACUUGGAACUCCGUUCCUAGGCCGAUCCAUCAGCACAAUGACAAUGCAACAACUAGAUAGACGGCCGGUGCGUGAUGUCUGGAGGUUGGUUGCAAGAAGCGAUGUAUAGGCAUAGCCGAACAAGAAUAAACAUUGC
This is a messenger RNA of Colletotrichum scovillei, 3676 nucleotides long. RefSeq lists its product as uncharacterized. The record is from RefSeq and is a predicted model, not a curated record. The transcript has a single exon. The coding region runs from base 1180 to 3045 and encodes 621 amino acids. NCBI's taxonomy places the organism in Eukaryota, Fungi, Ascomycota, Sordariomycetes, Glomerellales, Glomerellaceae.